AUGUCUACCAGUUGUGCUGGAGGGCAUGCCGAGAAGGCCCUCCAUCAUACGAACGCAGUCGACCAUUAUUGCAAGGCACUACGGCUCCAGGCACAGGAAAAUCUCGCAUCCUUGGACAUGCAAAGUCUCAUGUUAGGCUCCAUUCUCUUCAUCUGCUUUGAGGCUCUUCGCUCCAACCAGAAAGCGGCAUUGCAGCACAUCGCCCGUGGGACCCCCUUACUCCAGCAAUUAUUCACCCACGAUAGAUCUAGUUCUCAUAUUCGCAAAAUAGCCCCCGACCCUUGGGAACUUCUGCAUGAGAUCGCAAGGGUAUAUGUGUAUCUGGGCGUCCAGACCCAGACCGUGAUGAGCGGACGACUAGACAGUAGCCAGUCCGCAAUCCGGACACUGGCUCAAGACUUGCAAGCGAAAGGCUACAAAGCGGGCAACGUCGAUGCAAACUUCGAUUACUAUUUGAACCCUCGGCGGAAAAUCGACCUGGAUUCUUCCCCUGAUAGCUUUUCCACACUUGCAGAAGCUUGCGAGAAUUGGGCCCUUACCGAACGCAAAAUACAAAAAUACUUCCCUCAACUUAUGGCAUCUAUGCCACGCCUAAUCAUUUUCACCGAGACAUUUCAGGAUGUCGACAACUUUUUCGAUCAGCUCGAGAAUCAGGCCGAAAUGGACAUCUUCGUCCGCAGCGCUCAUCACUACCUUGAGAGCUGGUACCGGGCAUUCAAACCGCUGCGCUUGAGCGCAUCUCGCAAUCGCUCGUCCAACCCGGACCUGUUCCAUCAGACUAUCUAUCUUCACCUCCAGUAUCUCGAACUUUAUCUCUUUGCCAUGUUCCCCAAGCAAGGCAACUAUGAUAUAGUGAGCGCUCUCACGCCUGUAUUUCGCCAGGUGAAUGAGCUCUGUGAGCACUUGGCCAAGGGCUGUAGGAGAGAGCUCAACGCAGAUGAAGGCGUGUUUUCGAUGCAGUCAACCGUGCUCUGGCGUUUGAUGUUCGUCGCAGUGAAUUGUCGAGACGCAAAUACCCGCAACGAGGCGAUCCGCAUCAUGGACAAAUAUCCUCACCGGGACGGGAUAUGGAACAACCACGCCUUUCUAGCCAUAGCAGAGCAGAAUCGGAAACUCGAACUUGAGAAUGCAAAGGAGGGCUCGGAACAUGAGCAAUGGCGGAGGCUCUGUUGGAGGGUAUUCCGCUUCGAGGACGCCGGGACCCGCGUUGUCUUCCGGUCGAUGCGCAAGACAGAUACUUGGGGGCUGGUCGAAGAGAUUGCAGACCUCGAGCAGGUUAAACGAGAUGGCUGGAAGAAUGUCAGGUGGGAAAGAGUCCCGCUACAUACGAAAAACCUCAUGCUCCAGUGGGGAAGGACGACAGGCAUCGAGGCCUUUCGAGAUCCUUCACGGUUAUCGACCGGUUGCGUAUCUCUUAACAUCACCUAG
Clonostachys byssicola is the source of this 1428-nucleotide messenger RNA. The record is from the annotation of a GenBank genome assembly. Lineage: Eukaryota; Fungi; Ascomycota; Sordariomycetes; Hypocreales; Bionectriaceae.